Molecule: messenger RNA, 4907 nt
Organism: Scophthalmus maximus (turbot)
Lineage: Eukaryota; Metazoa; Chordata; Actinopteri; Pleuronectiformes; Scophthalmidae
Product: F-box/LRR-repeat protein 3-like
Exons: 6
Coding region: 333-1652 (439 amino acids)
Biological process (GO): SCF-dependent proteasomal ubiquitin-dependent protein catabolic process; positive regulation of protein ubiquitination
Cellular component (GO): SCF ubiquitin ligase complex
Molecular function (GO): protein binding
Source: RefSeq, a predicted model, not a curated record
GCUCGACACAACCAACACAACAACAACAACAACAACGCCAUCUUUCUUGUAGCCGACGGACGAACCACCGGAGCGGCAGGAGUUGUGAAGUGAAACUGGAUCAGAGGCUCGGUACGAGAGACGACUCGGAGAGGCCUCGCCCCCCGUCAGCCAGUCGCCGCUGUCCGCAGACCUCCCGACGCACGGCGCCGUCCUAUGGUCCAAUGAGUUUGAUCGGUCGAGCAGCUCGAACGCAGUUUUCCUCUUGUGUCGGUCCCGGUUGACGUUGAGCGACGUCGAGUUUUUUUUCCUUCUUCCAUCCUGACGAACAUCCGACGAGGGCAACAGACAGGAUGAAACGAGUUCUCCAAGGGAACGAGCAGGAGGACGGAGGUGGCACCAGCGGCGGCAGCUCUCGGGAGACUCUUAAACGACCCUGCAAGCAGAGGAGGGCGACAGAUUUGGAGGAGGAGGAGGAGGAGGAGGGCGCCCGCUGGGAGUGUCUGCCUCAGGAGAUCCUGCUCCACAUCUUCCAGUACCUGCCCCUGCUGGACAGGGCCUACGCCUCUCAGGUGUGUCGAAGCUGGAACCAGACUUUUCACAUGCCAGAGUUGUGGCGGUGCUUUGAGUUUGAGUUAAACCAGCCAGCCAGCUCCUACCUGAAGGCCACACACCCAGACCUCAUUAAACAGAUAAUCAAAAGGCACUCCAACCACCUGCAGUACGUCAGCUUCAAGGUGGACAGCAGCAGAGAGUCGGCGGAGGCCGCAUGCGACAUCCUCUCUCAGCUUGUGAACUGCUCUCUGAAAACGCUGGGGCUCAUCUCCACGGCCAGGCCCAGUUUCAUGGAGCUGCCCAAAUCUCACUUCAUCUCAGCGCUGACGGUGGUUUUCGUCAACUCCAAAUCCCUCUCCUCCCUGAAGAUUGACGACACGCCCGUGGACGACCCCUCGCUCAAGGUCCUGGUGGCCAAUAACCGAGACACUCUCAAACUGCUGAAAAUGAGCAGUUGCCCUCAUGUUUCACCUGCAGGCAUCCUGUGUGUGGCUGACCAAUGCCAUGGCUUGAGAGAACUCGCUCUCAACUACCACUUGCUGAGUGACGAACUUCUUAUCGCGCUGUCGUCGGAGAAACACGUUCACCUUGAGCACCUCCGCAUUGACGUGGUCAGUGAGAACCCUGGCCAGCAGUUCCACAACAUCAAGAAGAGCAGCUGGGACGCCAUGGUGCGCCACUCUCCGAAAUUUAAUCUGGUCAUGUACUUCUUCCUCUACGAGGACGAGUUCGGCCCUUUCUUCCGUGACGAAAUCCCUGUCACGCAUCUGUAUUUCGGCCGCUCCGUGAGCAAAGACGUGCUGGGCCGCGUCGGGCUCACCUGCCCGCGUCUGGUCGAGCUCGUCGUGUGCGCCAACGGGCUGCGGCCGCUGGACGAGGAGCUGAUCCGCAUCGCCCAACGCUGCACACAGCUGUCGGCCAUCGGCCUUGGGGAGUGCGAGGUGUCCUGCAGCGCCUUCGUGGAGUUUGUCAAGAUGUGUGGCGACAGACUGACGCAGCUGUCCAUCAUGGAGGAAGUACUGGUCCCAGACCACCGCUAUGGGCUGGAUGACAUCCACUGGGAGGUGUCAAAGCACUUGGGUCGUGUCUGGUUCCCAGACAUGAUGCCAACCUGGUAAAAUGUGUGUCUCCCAGUCUUUCUCCUGCUUUUGAGAAAGGUCUUUAACACCAUAUUCUUUUCCUGCCCGAAGUACAUGAAGAUUUUACAUAUCUUUUAGUCUUGAUCUGAUAAAACAUAUGUUCAUUGAUUUCAACUCUACCUUGUCGUUCCCUUGUAUAACUUGUUGAUAUUUAUAUGUAUAUUUAUCUUGUCACUCAUUUAGCACCUUGUUCUCUCAGCCAUUUUUCAGGGUCUGUGAAACCUGGCAAAUUUGUUUAUGUACAGUGUUUUGGGAGUAUUCAGGGGUGACACUUUUCCAUGGGAAAUUAACAGGAAUUACUGGGAAUGAAUGAGAAAUGAUUUGAAUCUACACAGGUUGUAAUUACUUCAUCAUGUGUAGACAGAUUUAUUUUUUAACACGGUGAGCUGGCAUACGUACAAAUCCCUCUAAUAGAGAUCUGAAACUGAGUUUGAUUUCAGUUGAGUAGCUUGACAUGCAUAAUCAAUAGAUUUGUCAUCAUCACGCAUUGCAUAAUGUCUUUCAGGUCAGGCAGUCUCCACUUGUAAUGGGGAAAAAAUGAGCAGUACAUUAACCGGGGAUCACUAUUAUAAAUCCAAUAUGCUUUUGUUGAUAUUCAGUUAAGAUUCAAAAUUACCAACUUUCACUGUCGUGUAAGGUUUUUUGAAUUGUCUCCUUCCCCCCCCGACACAUCCUAAGUAGUGAGGCAUUGUGACUGUACCAGAAUCAGAAACAUUUAAUUUUAAAGGGAUGGUCACCGUGUGUAUGAAACUCUUUAUAGAGAUGGUCGAUCACGUGACUACAUUCAGGUGGGCAACAGCAUAUAGAGGUUCCACGUUGAAGCCGUAUGUUUUUGUUUGGUUGUGGUCUCCAUGUGUGUGCGUCAUUGUUUAUCUUCUUGUCUUUGAUUUUGUUUCUGAGUUACUGCUUCUCAUUCAGCAGUACAACAGAACUGUCUCUAUCAAUCCUCCGAUUUGAAAUAUAUAUAUAUAUAUAUGUUUGAGCAUAUUUUUGUAGCUAUAUUUCUGCGUUACCUGACACGUUUCUAUAUGUUAAUUGUACAUAUCAGUGUCAAAUUGCAAAAACAAGCAGGGAGGAAGAAUUUUUAAUCGUCAACGUUAUAUAUAUAUAUAUAUAUAUAUAUAUAUAUAUAUAUAUAUAUAUAUCUGUACAUUUACAGAAUCCUACUGAUCCACUUUGACUCUAAUGAAUGGCACAAGACGAGCUACAAUGUCAUUAGGGCGUGAAAUUGACGGGUAAAUUUUGGCAGUGGUCAGUAAAUCUGCCAAAUGGAAAAAUGAAAUCAUCAGUUGGCAGCACUAAAAUGGAAAUCUUCUGGGAAAAGGGUUGAAUCUUACAUGCGUGACAGCACAUUCAUUGCUAAUAGUCUAUGCAGUCUUUAGUCCCGCCUAAGAAAGAUAUAUUCUGCUUUAGCAUUUGCAAAAUAAGAGGUAAAUGUACUUAAAGCUGCAAACUAAAGGGUCUCUCUGCUGGGAACUCGGAAAAAAUGAUCGACAGGUCUUUAAAAAUCAGAUUCAUCAUUGUUUACUUGUGAUGUUUGCGAACGGCAGAGAAAGGACUUUAUGUUUAAUAAUGAUUCAAUUGACAAACACAGAUAUAUCGUAACAAAACACGACCAGUCCAGGUCUGCACAAUUAUGACCAGGGUUCGGAUCGGGUUACUUGUAAAUGUAGCCAGUUAUUGCAUAAAAAAUGCGAUAAAUUUCUUGUAAUUGAGUAAUCGUAUACAUUGGGUUACAAAAGAUAUUCGUAAUCUGAAUAGUUUUUGUUACUUCAAACAAAGUAAGCAUUGAACCUUUUUCUAAAAAUGGAUACAGCCACAAAUUUGGAGUCUUAACAAAAAAUGUUUUCUCUUGAAACAAAUCUUAAAACAUUUUAGCAUAUUCAGCAUUUACAUGUUUAGCUAAUGAGAUAAGCGACAGUUGCAGAUGAAAAUGAGCACUGCAGCGACAAUGGUUAAAACGGAAUUCAAGCUAAACCCCGCCCACCGUUAGUCUGCAACAUUAGCUAUCUGAGGAGGAAACUUACGUUGAAGUGGAAUUUCAGUUCUUUGCAGAUGACAACUGUAUUUUGGACUUGCACAAAUUGGACCCAGAUGUUCUUGUGUUGGAACAUUUAAGCAUUUAAAGUGAUGGUGAUUUUGCCACGAGUGGAAAGCUAAUUUGGAGGAACAGCUUCGGCUUGAACCUUCGAUCUAGACUCAACACUCUUUUUUUUCUUUCCGUCGCUCGUCAAUGAAUGUAGCGCACUUGCGAUUUUCGUUAACCGUGAGCAUUGUCAUGAAAACAAUGUUCAGGAUAAUGUUUUUAAAAUGUUAUAAAAAUGUCAUGUGGUAUUUGACAGUUUGUAAAGUGCAAUCUGGGUUGAUUUUUUUUUUUGAAUCUGGUUAUUUAAACCUGAUUACAUGUAAUCUGUUACUGCCUAACCCUGAAUAUGACUUAAUACUGUGUUCUUUGCAACAAGUUUCUCAAGAUGUUUUAAGAUAAGAACAUAUUUUGCUCAACUUCAAUUGAUGGUGGUACUUUAGAUUUUGUCCUAUUUCAUAUUUAGCUGUUGCAUAAAAAAACAGUAAGCGUCUUACGGAAAGUAAAUGUGAAAACUGGGAUUUUUUUAAUGGGGGGUAAUCGUGCAGCCCGGGGGACAGGACUGUGUGGCAGCUGAAUGUUGUUAUAAAUUAAUGAAUGUUUAGGAGGAAUGUUUAAGAAUGAAAUAUUCUAUGUCCUGCAAUAGGGUGAAAGAAUAAAAGUUGGAACAUGUCUUAAGAUCUCGGACCGUGCAAUGACAAGAGACCUGUAAAUAACAAUUUUCUGUUAAAAUACAUUAUUGUUUAACUGGGUUGAAAUGUUUUGUGUAUUUUGUUUGAAAAUGUUAACUGGAAAAAAAUAUAUAUUUCUUCAUUUGUCACCCUUUAAUAGGGACACAUGAUGAUUAUGUCUUGCUUUUAUGUUUCUGAAGGUCAACAAGGCCUGUCAAAGGACAACGUGCCAUUUGCUGGUUAACAUUCACUGCAUUUUUAGUCCAGUGCUUAAAGAUGAUCAUUGUGAUGUUGACCUAUAGCCCGAGUAGUGGCUGCAGUAUUUUUUUAUAGUGUGCAUUGACGGAGUGUUGUUUUCAUUUUAGCUAAACAAGGCUGCAAUUGUACUGGGAUUUAUUGGAAGGUAAACCUCUUCUACUUUCCCUAAAGAGAUGUAAUAUGAAGUGAAGUUCAUAGCCACAUUAAAAAUGCUUGGUUGGA